Rosa chinensis is the source of this 1992-nucleotide messenger RNA. RefSeq lists its product as uncharacterized. Lineage: Eukaryota; Viridiplantae; Streptophyta; Magnoliopsida; Rosales; Rosaceae. The record is from RefSeq and is a predicted model, not a curated record. The transcript is spliced from 6 exons. Bases 207 to 1778 code for a protein of 523 amino acids.
UUCACUCACACCCCGCUCUGUUUUCUCGCCUUUUUUCUCUCCAAUCCAUUUUUUUCCCUUCCAAGGGUCAAACUACUUAAACAAAACACCAUUUUGAGACCAAUACAAAAAUGGAUUAGCAUACUACUCGAACUCUGGGUUUUGGCUUGGUUUUGUUCAGGUGUUCAUCCGAAAAUACAGGACAGGAGAAAUAAGAAGAAGAAAAAAUGCUUCAAGAGGUUGGUUUUGAUGGGAUUUCCGUGACAGGAAAUACGGAAAGUGGUAGUGAGUCUUCUUCUUCUGCUUGUUCUGAGCAGUUUCAGAAUUCAAUGCAUGAGUCUAUCAACUCUGGUUGUCAUUAUGAUGAAAUCUCACAAGCUGCAAAUAAGAGGCUUAGAGAAACUCCAAUCGACUCCAAUGAAAAGGCUCAACUGGCUCAAACCCUUCUAAGCUUAUCACCACUUGGUUUGUCACUUGGGAAGACGCCCUCUUUCUUGGACUUGAAAGAAGAAUUGCCCCGGAAACGAAAGAGUAAGCGUGCAGCUGAAGUUAACGUUCAAUCGAUGUCCGAGAAGGAAAAAUUGAAAGCAUCUAACUUCUGUGCCUCGUUACUCAGAAUUGGUUCAUGGCAGAGAGUAAGUGAACAUGAAGGAGACCUGGUUGCAAAGUGUUACUAUGCUAAGCGAAAACUGGUGUGGGAAAUAUUGGAUAGUGGUUUGAAGAGCAAGAUUGAAGUGCAGUGGUCUGAUAUUAUCUCUUUGAGAGCUGUCAUUGAAGAAAACCAACCUGGCAUUCUAGAAAUUGAGCUAGGCCAGCCACCUACAUUUUAUCGAGAGUCUAAUCCACAGCCAAGAAAGCACACCAUGUGGAAUCCCGCAACAGAUUUCACCAGCGGUGAAGCUCUCAUUCACAGGAGGCAUUAUCUUCAGUUCCCGCCUGGUUUGCUUGACAAGCACUAUGAGAAGCUUAUACAAUGUGAAAGCCGGUUUUUAGAGUUGAGCCAAAGACCUUUCCCAAGCCAAAGAUCUCCGUACUUCCGAUCACACAAUGGAGGUGCAAAUAUUUCUUUUGAAUUUGGUAGCCAUGGAGCAGAAAUCCCCUCCAAGUUACCGUUACAAGUCCCAAUACAUCUGGAUCCUCAACAAAUUCAUACAUAUGAACAAACCAACCCAUCUCUUUGUUACACAGAUUCUACUUCACCAAUAUCAGUUAUGGAUUUUUCUUCGCCUUUAGAUGAGGUCAUCGGCAACCAAGGAGUUGAAAAUCAGUGUAUGCCAUCAUCAUGGGAUCCGCAAGUCAUUGCAUAUCUUCUAGGGAGAGAUCAAAUUCCAGCACCGGUUUCUACAGCAGAAGCUCAGUUCAAUUCAGCUAUUCCUUGCCAAAACUUCAAUGAACCAAUACCUUAUAAUCAAGAGUCCCAAAUGCUGUUCAAUAUCGAAAAGCAGUUGUUCAGUCACUUGCAGAUUCAGUGUCACAGCAAUUCACCAGGCUCAUCAAUAGCAAUUCCAGAGAAUUUGAAUCAUGGAGCGAUUACUGGUACUAAUAAAACAGGCUAUGACCAGGAAAUGAGUGCUAACACAAACUUGAUUCCGGGUGCAAGGGAUCAUACAGGCCAGACGCUUCCAUUAGGCUGGGUGAUGGCACCUCUACCAAACAGCUGGGGUAUGCCGCCUCAAGUUGUUCCUUCGAGGCACUCAGGAAUGCACCCAGCUGACAGCUCGAGGUAUUCAUCUUUCAAUCAAAAUCCAACAACAGAUGACUUUGCUGCUUUCAACAACUCGGAGAACCGCUGGAGAUGACUGCCUCACAAGGAUCAAACAAAUGGGAAGAUCUACAAGGGAUGAGUGUAUUAUAUUUCUCAGCUUCAGCCCUCUGUUGGGUUUUUGUUUUAAUCUUUUCUGUAAAAUUCUAGUUCAGCUAGAUCAGGCAGUCUGAUGCCCCCCUAUAGCUUUAGUUAGUGUCUAGCAUUUCCUUUCUGAAAUUGAUUUACUCACAAGCAUUGAGCAUUGGCAA